This is a messenger RNA of Cylicocyclus nassatus, 3980 nucleotides long. The record is from the annotation of a GenBank genome assembly. Lineage: Eukaryota; Metazoa; Nematoda; Chromadorea; Rhabditida; Strongylidae.
UACAACUAGAAGCAGUCAAUGAGGGGCUGCAUCUCAGUGCAUGUCUGACUCACUUUGCUAUCUUCACCAAACUUCGGGUAGAAAUCCACAGAUAAUGGAUCGGAGAAAACGGAAGUCUACGCUCGAUAACUACAUAGAUAGUCUCACUGAUCCACCGGAAAAGCUGAAGAAGAUCUCGGAAUUCUAUCAAAGCCUUCGACAGUUCUACAAAAGAAAAUGGAAUGCUCCGCUGAGGCUACCAACGGUUCAAGGUGUGGAAGUAAAUCUCUACCGACUUUAUGAUACCGUUAUGGCCUUGGGAGGCUGGCAAAAGGUGGCAAUGCAGGAGAAGUGGGCUGAUGUAGCGGAGAUGCUUGGCCUUGGGGAUGAUGUGAUUGGAGGAGAUCAUGCGAUCAAACUUCUUUACAUGAGAUACCUUUCCAAAUAUGAGCAAAUCGAGACCAUUGGUGAUAUUGAUGACAUGCUGGACGGCGAAAUGUCGCGCUCUCGUGGGAGGCAAAGCUCGUUUUUUGCUACGAAUGACUGUCCAAUUGGAAUGGGACGUACACAUGAAUAUAUACGUCGAGACGAACGAGGAAAUCCCUCAACAGAGCCUGAUUACGGUAGACUUUCAAAGUCACUCCUGAGUGGUUUACCCAACGAGGUUGAUUUUGCAAUGAACGUAUGUACGUUACUGUCCCAUCCCGGUCCUCGUCUGCUCAGACUUAGCCAUGCACCCAACAUGAUCACACUUCUCGUUGCUCAUUGUGGCAUUUUUGACGACGAGGACGAAGAUCUAUCGGAUCUUGCCAAAGUAUGGCGCGAUAAUGGUGGACGUGACUUCACUUCAUUUUGGGCUUCAGCAGGAAUUCCUAACGACUUGCUCGAAAAGUUCGCUCCUCAAGCAGUAGGAAAAGUGGUCGAUCCCGAUAGUGAUAUGCUCACAGGCUUGGUGAAGGAGUUUGAUGUGAAAGAUCCUAUGUCUUGGAGGAUUAAUCAGGUUUCGACUAUUGUGAGAAACUUGUCAUUUGAACCAAUCAAUCGUGUGACAAUGUCUCAGUGUUGGCCGCUGUUCAGAUUCUUGUUUCUAUGCGCGACCAGCAAAUGGGCACCACUUUAUACGGCGGCUUUGGACACAUUAAGCAAUCUAGCAUGCGAUAUAGACUUAACGUGGCAGAAAAUGGUCCACUGCGCUGACCAUGCUCUCCUCCGGAUUGUUAGAGAGGGAAUCUUCAGCACUGACAAAUUUAAACUUAUCCGUUCGAUGGAAAUUCUUACUGCUUUAUGCAGUUUUGAAGGGAAUGAGGCCACAAUAUGCGAUUUUCUUGACCGCAAGAUCUUUGAGCAUAUUCUCAACAUUGUUUGCAUCAAAGACAUAAUGAUGUGUGUCUAUACCCUGGAAUGUUUAUACCAAAUUUCCGAAAUGGGAGAUGUUGCGUGUCAACUGCUUGCUGAGUUGCCUCGAGCCAUUACUCAACUUGUGUCUAUGGCUACACUUGAAGCUGUCAGCUUCGGGCCAGCCGGACUUGCUGGUAUGAAAGUGGUGGAGUAUCAGCCAACCCAUAUGGUGCAGCCUCACCCUCAGCAGCAUGGCCAGUAUGCUGUUCAACACCAUCAAGCGCAGCAAAUACAGCAGACGAGAGUGCUUUAUUCUGGAAGCACGCAGAUUGCUGCCCCACCACAACAAAUGCGACAUCUUGUACAGCAGCAGCAUAUGCAACAUCAACAGAAUGUUCACAUGCAACAAACUCAACAUCAUGUGUCUGCUAUCCCGCAAACGCCAAGGACUCAUUUUGCUCCUGCAAGCCAGGUUGCUGGUGUAGCUCCUGCCGUAACAACUGGAACGGAAAAUAAGGUCGAUCAAUUAACUGAACAGUGGAUCCGACAAAACUGCAUCCUUGACCGUAAUUCUGUUACACCACGAGGAGAGCUUUACGCAGCCUACGUUGAUGAUCUACGUAAUCAGUAUCAUUCACUUAGUGGCAGCCUUGCAAUGUUUAGCAACGUAAUGAAGAGUAUCUUCCCUGAGCUGGUGUUCAGAAUGGCUGACAAUGGACUGAUGAUGGUUGCCCAAGGUAUCCGAUUGGUCAAGCCUCAUAGGCUUGCACCUGCUGCCUCCGCUCAAGUUGUGCCGGGGACUAUCGCUAUGCCUCCUAAUGUGAUACCUAGUGUGAUCGCUACUCCCAUUAUCCCGUCUGCUCAACCACCGCAGCCUCCUCCUCACUCUGCGACUAUCGCUGCACAUCCUUUGAUGAAGCAGAUCCUCACGAAAAACGCCCAAGCGUCUUUGGUGAACGGAGUGAAUGGUGUAGCGACAAGCAAUCCAUCGUCGCGUUGCGCUUCUCCUGCUGUACAAAGCAAUGUUGAGCACAAAGAAGAAGACCAGCAGAAGGGUGUAGUUGCUAAGGAUACUAGUGAUCCUAAGAAUAAAAGCAAUGGCCAGAAUGGAAAGGAGCAGAACGGUACGGCUACAUCAGAAGAGGAAGCGAGCGACGAUGAGAAAUCCACGUCUCGCAAAACCUCUACGAGACGGAGUUCAGAAUCAGUGCUGCAGAGUUUGAUCGAGCCAACAGCUGAGUACAUGUGUGAAUGGGACGGUUGCGCUGCUUUAUUCGUUACCGCUUCUUCUGUCCUUUCACAUGUUGCCAAAGAACACGUUCUAGAGCACGGUGAACAGGUCUGUCAAUGGCCUGGAUGUGAUGGAACACUCAGGAGCAGAUGGUCACUGAUAACGCACGUUCAAGAUCAUCAUGCCAAUGAAACAGUGCUGAAAAUGGCUCUGCAACGGAGAAGAGAUGGGCUUGCUCCCGCUCUGCCGAUUCGAUAUAAACAAGAGCUACCUCGAGAAGUCCCGCAUCAUCCCGGCUAUAGCAAGCAUGCGGCUAUAGAAGCGAUAAGAAGACACGCAUUCAACUUCCUCCCUCGGGAUAUCACGGAUGAGCCGGAAGGUCCAGUCACCAAGAGUAUCCGCUUGACUAGCUGUUUGAUACUAAGAAACCUCGCUCGAUAUUCCGCUACCGGAAGACAUUUACUGCGACGACAUGAACGCCAUCUGUGUUGGUUGGCAUUGUCACGGCUAGAAAGCAGUCAUGCACUAGCUCAGCUUUUAUCUGAACUCCACGAACAGGAUACUCUACCAAAUUCACAAAGUUCAGCACAUCUUCCUCAGCUCUGCCAAUCUCAUGCAUCUUGAAAACCAUUGCUGAUUGUCCAGUCAAUAACCGCCAUCUCCUUGCGGCGAGCUUUGAACUUUGCUUUUGAUUUGAUCUGCAGUCAAACUGUAUCAUAUGGAAUCUUUCUAUCUGCCUGUACCAUCACAUGCUUAAACGUUUCUGUGAGAACAGUUGAUUUUAAUUAAAUUCUGCUUUUCACGUUGCUUUAAAUCCAGCUAUAUCCAAAUACAAGUAGUCUCUCCACUCACUUAACGUACGUGUUGAUUGUGUUCUUUACAUAACUCCACUGUAAUAUUCUUCUACUAUUAGCUCGGCGUUCGAACAUGUUUCUUAUGUGACUUCCACGGGUAUAUUGUCAACGCAAACUUUCUAGCCGAGUUUUAGGGCGUUAUGCAGUGAGCGAUUUUGAGUGUGGAGAAGUUUUUGAGAAAGCUUGUAAUUACUGAAUAAUCGAAUUGGCAGCUCGCUACUUCGCUCACUGAUCAUAAGCCUUUCUAACUCUUCAUAUGCUGAUUUUUGUACCUUAUGUCGUGCUGAUUCUCCCAUCUUUUUACUGAUCAGAUUGUGCUGCAUGGUUGUAAGGAUUUUAUGGCUUGUUCACAUGGAAGCUGCUUUGUAAAGUACUUGACCAGCUGUCCAGAGCUAUCGUCUGUUUGUAUGGCUUUACUAGCAGGACAGUUCAGAUGUAUGUUUGAAGGCAUUUUCUUUGCACUAGAGGCCAAAUCGUACUUAAAUGUCAGUUUUAAUUUAUUUUUGCCAAACGAUGCCAAGCUCUGUCAUCGUUAAGCCUUGUUUCGUUUUUGCCGUUAUAAAAAUAAAAUUUGUUUU